AUGUCGGACAAUACUAGCGUUUCUUCUAGCGGCCAGCGACCAACCGAUGCGGUAUCACCUCAAAACGAAGAGCCAUGUCCUCUCGACCCCCUGAAUUUCUCCUGUUCCACCUCCGUCAACGAGCUCGGCCUAGUUGACCAUGCCCUGCAAGGCCCGAGUAGCCAUCCCUCGAGUCAACCGGAACUGAAGCGCAUGUCCUUUGCUUCACUGCGUUCUCUGGGCUCGGUAAGCAUCGCCGGCUCUCACGACGCUGCAGCAGUCCCCAACGAAGAGCCCCUCAAGCCCGCCGCAACCUCUGGAUCACACAACAGGACAUCCGUCUCCUCGCUAGACUACCCCGCUGCACUUCGAUCGGCCCAUCUGAACCACACGUCUCACGGGCUACAAUCCGCAAGAAAUGAAGGAUCUUCAGACGGACGGCGGCUGUCCCGGCCGACACGUUCAUCGAGCAGAGCACCAAGGAGGAUGAGCGGCAGCACUGCUGCCAGCUCGGCCAGUGAAGCAGAGCCGCGGCCGCCAUUGAUUGGAAGAAUCGGUGUUUGUGCCCUCGACGUGAAGGCCCGCAGCAAACCCAGCCAGAACAUUCUGACCCGACUUCAAUCAAAGGGCGACUUGGAGGUAAUAGUCUUUGGCGACAAAGUGAUCCUCGAUGAGGCUGUCGAGAAUUGGCCUGUGUGCGACUUCUUGAUAUCGUUCUUUUCCGAUGGCUUCCCGCUGGACAAAGCAAUUGCAUAUGCGAAACUACGAAAACCCUUUUGCGUGAAUGAUCUGUUGAUGCAAAAAAUUCUAUGGGACCGCAGGCUUUGUCUCAAAGUGUUGGAUCAAAUGGGCAUCCCCACGCCAAUGAGAGUUGAAGUCAAUCGAGACGGCGGCCCCUUGUUGCAGUCACCUGAGCUUGCUCAGCAUCUUCACAACUUGACAGGCGUGAAGCUUGAAGGGCCAGAAGACGGCGUGGGUGGUGGAGCUGCCAAAACCCAAUCGGUCUCGCUAUCUGAAGACGGAGAGACGCUUAUCGUUGACGGACAGGCGAUUCGAAAGCCCUUUGUCGAGAAGCCCGUUAGUGGCGAGGACCACAACAUUCACAUUUACUUUCCGAAAGACGAACAGUACGGAGGAGGGGGAAGACGCCUCUUUCGGAAAGUGGGAAACAAGAGCUCAGAAUAUGACCCGAACCUCGCCGUGCCCAGGUCUGUUACGGAGAAUGACACUAGUUAUCUCUACGAACAGUUUCUGCGGGUGGAUAAUGCUGAAGAUGUAAAAGCUUAUACCGUCGGGCCCGAUUUCUGCCACGCCGAGACUCGUAAGUCUCCAGUGGUAGACGGUGUCGUUCGGCGCAAUACACAUGGAAAGGAACUCAGGUACAUCACAAACCUCACCAAGGAAGAGGCUACUAUGGCAGCCAAGAUUUCCAAUGGAUUUGGCCAGCGGAUAUGUGGCUUUGACAUGCUCCGCGUGGGAGACAGAAGCUAUGUCAUAGACGUGAAUGGAUGGAGUUUCGUCAAAGACAAUAAUGAUUAUUACGAUAAAUGCUCAAAGAUCCUCAAAGAAAUGUUCAUAAACGAACGCCGUCGGCGAGAUAGAGCGUUUGAGCAAUCCGAGCCACCCUCUCCAGAUACAUUGUCUUCUCGAAGGGGCGUUGCAAGCUCUCAUCGCAAUGCCCUGAAGACCGUUUUGAAGUCGCCGAGUAUGUCUAGGCUCCACAACACACAGAAUGCACAAAGGGAUUCUUUCAUGGCUCCAGAUCUUAUCCACAACCAAACACCGUCUCCCAUGGCCAAAGCCGCAAUGUCUCAGUCCCGCGAAGAAUUGCCCAUGCCAGUCAGCACCAACGCCUCAAUGACCAACUCCCCGGCUCUCUCAAUCUCCAACGAGGAAGAAGCUGUACCACCUCCAGCGUCUAAACAUUCUUGGAAACUAAAGGGGAUGGUUGCCGUCAUACGCCAUGCUGAUCGAACUCCGAAACAGAAGUUCAAGUUCACGUUCCAUAGUCAGCCCUUUGUCGACCUUCUUAGAGGCCACCAGGAAGAAGUCGUUAUCAAAGGCGAAGCUGCUCUGGCUAGCGUGUCUGAAGCUGUCCGAGUGGCCAUGGAACAGGAGCUGGAAGACAUGGACAAACUUAAGCUUUUGAAGUUAUCUCUGGAAAAGAAAGGCACUUGGCCGGGAACAAAAGUGCAGAUCAAACCUAUGUUCAGGAAGCGAAAACCAGAAGAGAUGUCUGAAGCGUUGGCGCGGACGAGCUCUCCUCAACCAAAGAACGUACCCUCAGAAGAUCCGGCAACGCCGUCGCAAGAAACACCGCUCGAUGGCGAGAAUCUGAGCCGGUCGCAAACCCGAAGUGACUCCAUUUCAGGCCCUACAUUUUCUCGGUUUUCUGCUGUUGAAAACGAUUUGAUCUUAGAUAAGCUUCAGCUGGUUAUCAAAUGGGGAGGGGAACCGACACAUGCGGCUCGAUAUCAAGCUCAGGAUCUGGGGACGACGAUGAGGGAUGAUCUGAAACUGAUGAACAAAGAAGCUCUGGACGAUGUUCGCGUCUUCACGAGCUCGGAGCCUCGGGUUAGUACAAGUGCGCAAAUCUGGGCCUCUUCAUUCCUGGAUGAGAAGGAGCUUCCAGAGGACUACAUUCAAGUACGGAAGGACCUUUUGGACGACUCGAAUGCUGCCAAAGAUGUCAUGGACAAGGUCAAAAAGAAAUUAAAACUGCUUCUUCGAGAAGGCUCUGCCCCUUCUCAGUUCACCUGGCCGAAAAACAACUUCCCCGAGCCAUCCAUUGUCCUUGCGACAGUAGUAGAAUUGAUGAAAUUUCACCGAGAUGUCAUGCGGCACAACUUUGACCGACUCUCACACUCUGACAAUAACUCCGCCAACAAUAUGCUUCCUCAGCAAAAGCCAGUUGACCCUUCUCCCCGAAACGCUGAGGGCCAGUCCCUGGAUUCUAUUCAAGGUCGUUGGUGCACAGGCGAGGAGGCGGGGCUAUUCAAGGAACGAUGGGAAAAGCUUUUUGCAGAGUUCUGCGAUACUGAGAAGGUUGACCCAAGCAAAAUCUCGGAACUUUACGAUAGCAUGAAAUUUGAUGCCCUUCACAAUCGCCAAUUCUUAGAGUGGGUUUUCAUUCCCCCUGAUGAUUUCAAUGUGACCAGCAGCGAGCUGCCAACCGGGGCAUCUCAAACACAUCAUGAAAACGAGAAAAUCGAAGAGAGGGUCGACACCAGUACUUUGGCCCAGCGAAUUGGUCUGAAGAAAAGAGCUUUGACUGCAGGGGAGUCCCGACGCCAAUUUGGACGAUUAGAGGACGCAUACGACCACUACUUCAAGCUGCAUACAAACCCGAGCUCCCAAAGGAAGAAGUCCGACGAACGACUUGCGAAGCUGCGGGAAUUGUACAAGCUAGCAAAGGUUCUCUUCGACUAUAUCACGCCUCAAGAAUAUGGAAUCAAAGAUAGCGAGAAGCUUGAAAUCGGGCUUCUUACUUCGCUCCCAUUACUUCGAGAAAUUGUUUACGAUCUCGAAGAAGUCCAAGCCUCGCAGGAUGCAAAGUCCUUCUUCUACUUCACCAAGGAGUCGCACAUCUACACGCUUUUGAACUGUAUUUUGGAAGGCGGUAUUCAAACCAAGAUUGCGCGCAGCGCCAUUCCUGAGCUCGAUUAUCUCUCCCAGAUCUGUUUCGAGUUGUACGAGGCCAAGGACAGCGAUACAGAUACUUUUGCAUACUCGAUUCGGAUUUCCAUCAGUCCUGGAUGCCAUACCUUUGACCCGCUAGAUGUCCAACUGGAUUCUCGCCAUGCGAUUGGAUGUGCGCCUCGCAGAAGCCUGACAGCACAUCAGGACUGGAAGGAGGUGAUUGAAACGCUCAAAGCAAAGUUUGACACGGUGAAACUGCCAAAGACCUUUAUCGCGGUCAAUCUGAGUGACAAGCACGCAAAGAAGCCAGCCUCCAUGCUCAUCACGCCGAGGACCUAUCAACUCGCCCAAGAAGAUAGAACAGAUCGAUGGAACCGCUCGUCCGAUAACAUACACCUGUCAGCAAGAUUCCAUUCCCUCACAGGCUGGCACGCCGAUAAAGCCGAGACUGAAAGAGCAUAUAAGAUGUUGCUAGUGCAUCAAUCGGGCUAUGUUCGUGUUGGCGAGGUUGUGAGAUACACCUUGACAUACACUCCUGACCUAGACCAAAUCCUGCCCACUCCCUCCGAGCUUCAUGUCAAAGUGAAGAAUACAUCCGCCAUUCCCCUGCGAGCCGCGUACCUUCACGGACCCUACACGCUUUACACGGCAUGCUAUCCUGCGAAUUUCGAUGCCAACCAUCAACACCAUGACGGUGAUUACAGAGAUAUCCCCCAAUAUGAACCGUACCUCAAAGCCGGCGGAAAUUGGACAGCAACAAUCCCCGUGCCGGAGGAGACACGGCUUACCGUGCCAUCGGCCACCAGGAACGCCAAUGCUGAGCGAAGUAGAAGAAGUGUAACAUGGGUUAUCGAGAUCACUUCUCAGGUGAUAUUUUCUUCUUCGGCAGCGGUCCAUUUUGAAUUGCUUGUUGGCCGUGACCGGAAAUCACUCGAGUUCGGCGUCAAUGGCUCCUUGUCCUCUUCUAGCAUACCUCCAGCGGCCCACAUGUACGACCACCAGAGCUUAAGAGGGGAAAAUCUGGUCCCAGUUAUUGCUACUAAGGGGGUGUUUUCGAAAUCGGUCAAUUUGGUGUUCAACGAUACGAAAAGCCUUUGGAACACUCCUAGUUGUCUACCGCUCAAAGAAAGAGAGAAGAACAAUGCAGGAGGAGUUCGAAGCGUGCCCGCUCAAACCCGCAACAACCCCUCGGAUUCAGCGGAAAAUAAUGCUGCAAAGGAAAAAAGAAAACGUGUUCAUCUUGUGAUAUUGACCCACGGCCUGCAUAGUAAUCUGGGAGCUGAUAUGCUCUAUCUGAAAGAGAGCAUUGAUGCCGGAGCAGCAGCAGCAAAGAAGGCGAAGAAUAGUUCGAGAAAAAAGUCUACUGGGAUUGGGAUUCAAGGUUUUGAUGGUCUAAGUAUACCCGAGUAUCCGAGUCCAUCUUCAGAUAGCGCAGAGGACGACGAGCCGGAGGGAGAAGAGGAUGAAGAAGUCAUUGUCCGAGGAUUUCCCGGAAAUGUUACUCGCACAGAACGUGGAAUCCAAUAUCUCGGAAAACGGCUCGCCAAAUACGUUCUACUUCUGACAUAUCCGGAUCAGCCUUAUCUGCCAGUCAGCAAGAAAAAACAAAAGAAGAAUGCGAAUGCAAACCCUGAGAAUUGGAUCGAUCAAGAUCCCAUUUUUGGUGACCAGUCUGGAUGCCAGGUUACUAGCAUAAGUUUCAUUGCACACUCGCUGGGUGGCCUCAUUCAGACUUAUGCUAUUGCCUAUAUCCACAAGCAUUCGCCUGAAUUCUUUGACCGCAUCAAACCGAUUAAUUUUGUCGCGCUAGCCACCCCGUUCCUGGGACUCAGCAAUGAAAACCCUGUCUAUGUCCGUUUUGCCUUGGAUCUUGGCUUGGUCGGUAAAACCGGGCAGGAUCUUGGGCUGAGUUGGACGUCGCCCAGGGUCCGAAGUAGGUGGGAUGCAGUGAUCAGUAAAUUUGCAGGUACCUCAAAGUCGGCCCAGGAACAGCCUGCGUCGGCUUCCAAGCCAUUACUGCGAAUCCUGCCUGCCGGUCCAACUCAUCAGGUCCUGCGCCGAUUUAGGAACCGGACUGUUUACUCGAAUGUCGUGAAUGAUGGCAUCGUGCCUCUACGCACUUCGUGCUUGCUCUUCCUUGACUGGAGGGGUCUGGAUAGAGUCCAAAAGGCCCGGAGAGGGAAUGGCCUCGUAGGUACAAUGGCAGAAUGGGGCUGGGCAGAGCUCACUGGAGCCAAUUCACCUUCGCCGAAUCAGAACCACUUCCCCCCGAGUCCGUCUGCAGCCCAUAAAGCGCAGACUCUUCCCUAUAUAGUUGAGAGGACGACAACACCAAGGUUGACCGAUGAAGCCGCUGUUCCAUCCUCGCCAGCUCAGCAUCAGAUUCUUGGAGCUACAAUGCACGAGGAACCAGAGCCGAUGUCGCCUACAACUGCAGGUUCCAGCUCUCCUUCCAGGGAAAACUCGUCGUCCCCAAACCCUUUCAACCAUAUCUUUACUAUGUUCCAGUCCAAGAACUCCAGAAGUUCUUCAUCUAGCAAAAAGAGCACCAAAAUCAUCCGGAGGAGCCAAACAAUUGCACAUUCCGGUGAUUCCACCGAGAUGUCUGAUCCGAUAGAUACUCACCACCAACAGCAGAUUGUCAGAGGCAGCUCAUUAUACGAUGAACAGGACCUCAGUGUUCCUCCCCGAACCACAAUCUUUGAAUCUGCCGGCGACGUGCUGAGACCCCCGUUACCUCCGACAGAAUUUAUCAUGGACCCAACAUCAAGGCCGCGGACUAUUUUUCAUGACCGUAUAUACCAUCCAGAUGAUAUACCGCCUCCUAUCCUCAAGAAGCGCGGCACCAUAUUCACCGGUUCGCGGAAUUCGCACAACAACAACAUGUUAGACGCUGAAAAUAUAGAGCAAGCAUCCGCCCGUGGCUUUCCCGGAAGUGGUCUGCGAGUGGAAGAGAAAAUAGCCAGAGCCUAUCAUCACGAGAUCUCAUGGCGCAAGGUUCUUGUACGACUCGAGCCCGACGCGCACAACAAUAUCAUCGUCCGACGCAUGUUUUCGAAUGCCUAUGGUUGGCCCGUAGUGAAACAUCUCGUGGACAACCAUUUUGGCGAUUCGUUGUCCGCAACAACGGACGAUGCGCUGGAAUCAAAUAUGGAGAGAGCGAAGCCCUUGAAUAUCAAGGUGACCGAUUCAGGAGAGGAGACUAUUGAACCAGCUGAGCGUGCGUCUUCGCGCAGACAGAAACAACAACUUCCACUUCGACCUGCGAAUUCGUCUCAAAGUGUUGGCCAGCAGGGAGAGGCGAAUGGCCAUAUAACCAUGGAGCGCACCAGUCCUAGCCCAGAUAGACAGUCACGCAGAUCGGCAGAUUCUGCGCAGUGGUCUGAUCGCUACUUUUCUGGGGGUGACUCGGUGUCUGAUGCACACAGUGACCGUGAAGACCACGACGAUGGGGAAGGGCGUGUUUAUGUUGUGUUGUCGCAUUUAUUAUACCCGCUGCCCCUCGGUACGUCAUCCGCGAUCCUCGUCAACUAUCAACUUCCACCUACCAUGCCCGAGUCAAAAGAACACGAGAACACCCCCGACCUGCAGGAAAUCCAUGAUUUCCUCGUCGACCUGGCCGCCGAGGCCGGCAAGGUGAUUACCAGCAGUCUGCCUACUAUUGACUCGUCAGACUCCAAGAAAAACAACUCUCCAGGCUCAGACUUGGUCACUGAAUAUGACAAGGCCGUGGAAAGCAUGGUCUCGCAGAGACUGAAAGCAAAGUAUCCGGACUACGACUUCCACGGCGAAGAGACAUACUCUCCCGACCGCCCACUCACCGACCAACCCACCUUCGUCGUCGACCCCAUCGACGGCACCGUCAACUUCGUGCACGGCUUCCCCAGCUCAUGCAUUUCCCUCGGCUUCGCAAUCGCACGCAAGCCCGUCGUCGGCGUAAUCUACAACCCAUUCACGUCGACCCUGUACUCUGCCAUUCGCGGCUGCGGCGCCUUCCUCAAUCGCACUACAUCAUUACCUCUAAAACAGGGCGAGCAGCUAGAAGCUCUGGACGGUCUGGACAAGGCCCUGGUAGCGCUGGAAUGGGGCUCGGAGCGCAGCGGGCCCAAUUGGGAGACUAAGAUACAGACGUUUGCGAGUUUGGGCAAGACACGCGAGAAUGGAGGCGCAAUGGUGCAUUCGAUUCGGAGUAUGGGGUCCGCGGCUUUGAAUAUCUGUGCUGUUGCGUCGGGGACGAUUGAUUUGUACUGGGAAGGGGGCUGUUGGGCGUGGGAUGUAUGUGCUGCGUGGGUUGUGCUUGCGGAGGCUGGAGGCAUCAUGGUUGGAGGGAAUAAGGGGGAUUGGGAUCCUGCAAUUGAUGGGCGAGCAUAUCUGGCUGUGCGGCCGUCGCCUGGUGGUCAGGGGCAGAAGGAGAUUGUGGAAGAGCUUUGGAGCCAUGUCCAUGGCCGCCUGGAGUACUAG
Molecule: messenger RNA, 8079 nt
Organism: Talaromyces atroroseus
Lineage: Eukaryota; Fungi; Ascomycota; Eurotiomycetes; Eurotiales; Trichocomaceae
Exons: 8
Coding region: 1-8079 (2692 amino acids)
Biological process (GO): inositol phosphate biosynthetic process; phosphatidylinositol phosphate biosynthetic process; inositol metabolic process
Cellular component (GO): cytosol
Molecular function (GO): diphosphoinositol pentakisphosphate kinase activity; inositol monophosphate 1-phosphatase activity; inositol hexakisphosphate kinase activity
Source: RefSeq, a predicted model, not a curated record